Poecile atricapillus (Black-capped chickadee) is the source of this 780-nucleotide messenger RNA. RefSeq lists its product as uncharacterized. The record is from RefSeq and is a predicted model, not a curated record. The coding region runs from base 1 to 780 and encodes 259 amino acids. The transcript is spliced from 3 exons. NCBI's taxonomy places the organism in Eukaryota, Metazoa, Chordata, Aves, Passeriformes, Paridae.
AUGCCGAGAUUUCCCUUGGCGGAGCGCGGGGACCCCGCGGAGCGCGGUGACACCACGGGAGCGUCCCCGCCGGGGACCCGGCCCCGCUCCGGCCCCGCCGCGCGGCGCUGCUGCCCCCUGCGGGCCACGGCCGGGACUGCGGCUGCCGAGGGGACAGGCCUUGGCUCCCGGGAGCCGGACCGGAGUGAGCCGAGCCGGGCCGAGCAGGACCGAGCCGAGCCGAGCGGGACCGAGCAGGACCGGAGUGAGCCGAGCCGAGCCGGACCGAGCCGGACCGGACCGAGCCGAGCCGAGCCGGACCGAGCAGGACCGAGCCGGACCGGAGUGAGCCGAGCCGAGCCGAGCAGGACCGAGCCGGGCCGAGCCGAGCCGAGCCGGGCCGAGCAGGACCGGAGACCGAGCCGAGCCGGACCAAGCAGGACCGAGCCGAGCCGGGCCGAGCAGGACCAGAGUGAGCCGAGCCGGACCGGACCGAGCCAGACCGAGCCGAGCCGGACCGAGCCGGACCGGAGUGAGCCGGACCGAGCCGAGCCAGACCGAGCAGGACCGAGCCGGACCGGAGUGAGCCGAGCCGGGCCGAGCCGGACCGAGCCGAACAGAGCCGAACCGAGCCGAGCCGGACCGAGCCGGACCGAGCCGGACCGAGCCGGAGUGAGCCGGGCCGAGCCGGACCGAGCCGAGCCGGACCGAGCCGAGCCGGGCCGAACCGAGCCGAGCCGGACCGAGCCGAGCCGGACUGAGCCGAACCGAGCCAGACCGAGCCGGACCGGACCGGACUGA